This is a messenger RNA of Cylicostephanus goldi, 594 nucleotides long. The record is from the annotation of a GenBank genome assembly. Lineage: Eukaryota; Metazoa; Nematoda; Chromadorea; Rhabditida; Strongylidae.
AUGGUGAAGAAUGGGCAACGACUCUUCGUGAAGCAUCAUCGUUGGAAGACAUGGCCUGACAAAACAGUGCCAAAAUCGUUAUUAGCCGUAUUUCGAAUCUUACAAGUGGUGCGAGGCACGUCUCGUCCAAUUGUCAUACAUUGUUCAGCUGGAAUCGGAAGGACGGGAUCGGUGGUGGCGAUAGAGAUGGGUUUACAAACGCUGCUGGCAGGCCAAAAACUAAAUUUAUUAGACGUCUGUCGUAAAAUACGAGACCAGCGGAUGCACAGUGUACAAGUAGAAGUUCAAUAUGUCUAUGUGGCUGAGGCAUUAUGUGAAUACGGAAAAGCUAUGGAAUAUUGGAAAGAUCCAGAACUUCUCCAGAUGUUCACUAAGUUCAAAGCUUCUUUUGACGACUACGUAUCGAAGCUGCCUGUACUCGGUCAAGCGCCAGCUCAAGCUUACUCUCCAGCUGCGAGUCAUCCUGGUGUUCCGCUAAAUGCUCCACCUCCGUUAAUAGCAGCUUCCGCUACACCUCCUCAAUCGCCAGCGCCGGAUGUUCUUCAGGCCUUGAGGCAACCGCCUCCAAUGGUAGCCAACGGUAAGAUACAAUAA